This is a messenger RNA of Protopterus annectens (West African lungfish), 1630 nucleotides long. RefSeq names its product RALY RNA binding protein like (gene RALYL). Bases 94 to 750 code for a protein of 218 amino acids. Gene Ontology annotation, cellular component: nucleus. NCBI's taxonomy places the organism in Eukaryota, Metazoa, Chordata, Ceratodontiformes, Protopteridae. Gene Ontology annotation, molecular function: RNA binding. The record is from RefSeq and is a predicted model, not a curated record. The transcript has 8 exons.
AAGUGUCUUUCUGCAGAGUAAAGAAGCAAGAUCUCAGCUGUGCUUUCUUAGUAUCCAAGUCUGCUAUUUGCAAGUCUGGUGGGAGCAUUUAGAAUGACUAUGUACAAAGGGAAACGUCGAACUCAGAGAUACAUCAACAUGGCAGGAGAGCCAAAGCCAUACAGACCUAAGGCCGGAUCAAAGAGACCUCUUUCAACUAUAUACAGUGCUUAUGACUUUGAUUAUGAGUACUACAGAGAUGACUUCUAUACUAGGCUUUUUGAUUAUCAUGGACGUGUCCCUCCACUGCCACGUACAGUAAUUCCACUGAAACGUCCACGGGUGACUGUACAGCCAAUUCGAAGAGGCAAGAGUUUAUUUACACUAAAAGGGGUCUCAAAAUCUGUAUUAUCUGGAAGUGUUUUGUCAGGACCAAAAUUGAAAUCAGAUGAGUUACAAACAAUCAAGAAAGAAUUGACCCAGAUCAAAUCUAAAAUUGACUCCUUGCUGGGAAGACUUGAGAAGAUUGAGAAACAGCAGAAGGCAGAAGCUGCCCAGAGGAAGCACAUUGAUGAGAAUGCAGAGUCCACACAGGAGGAAUGCACAUCAGAAACAGCAGAAAACUCCACCGAGGAUCAUGUAGAAGCAGGCUGCACUGCUGAUGGAGAAGCAGAUGAUAUGACAGAUGGAAUGGAAGAAGAUUUUGAUGAAGACAUCAGCAAUGAAUUGGUAGAAAAUCAUGUCUCAGACAUAGAGGACACCAGCAAUUGAAAGAAAAAGACUACAUCUUAAUUUUGCCCUGAACCAUAUCCAGUCAUGUUCUGUCACAGACUGUAACACGAGAGAAGAAGCAGGAGCCUCUUUCUUCACAUCAUUUGAAAAUUCACCCACAGACAGCAAUGAUCUUGGAAUAUGGAAGAAAUGUCAUUUUUACUAUGGUCAUCAAGGUUGUUCCCAGGCAAAUGGCAUGCACACCAUAGCAUACCUGCUUUAAAAUAAUUUGUUAUUUUUCAAUUAGUUGUAUCAGGAUUUAAAUGUAAAACCACUGAUAUAUUUCCCAGGGCAUACAACUUUAAAAAAAUAUUUAUAUAAUUUUCUUCAAUGAGAUAUUUGUGACCUUACAUUUAAAAAUUGACAAUAUAUUUCUCAUCAUUUUGCAUUAUUCAGUCUUAUUAAGUCAUACAUUUUGUUGAAUGUUUUUUUUUUAUAUAUAUACUCAAAAGGUGUACCACCCAGACAUGCACACCAACAAACUGUUUGUAGGUAUGGGCAUGACACUUUGGAGUGAGCUACAUUUUGGAAAUUGGUGUAUAGUCAGUGUGCAAUUCCAUAAAUCCCGGCUACACUCUGAUGGCCCUUCUGUAUAAUUAUUACAACAGUGAUGUAUUCAUGGACUUUUGCAUUGUUUGAUAUAGUGAAGGUUUUCUUUAUUACUGUUACGUGCAUUAUGAGGUCUUUAGGACACAUAUUGUUAACAUAAAGGAAAAUCUUAGAAAUCCUCAAAGAAACUGUACACACAUGUAUAUUUGUAAAAGUUAUUUUUAUGAAUUGCAUGUUUACUGUUCCUAUUAUCUGGUUAAGAUUUGCCUUUGUGGUUGUGUUUUUUGUAUUUUGUAGAAAGUAAUUAUAAACAUUUGCAAAUGCUAUCGAA